GCCUGCCGAUGGAGGAAAAGUUGCCAAGAAGAAAUCGGCUCAGACCGUUGCAGCCACACUCACGACAAAUCGCCCACCAAUUGUAGGUCCUGCCGCCUCGGUAUCUGAGACAUCGGAUCAGGAUGAGGGCGAAUGGCAGGUACAGGGCAGUCAGAAGAAACGCAAUCAGCGCGGAGAGAAGCAGCAGCAACAAAAGCAACGUGGACAACAACAACAACAGCAGGGUGGACAACAGAUUGGACAAGGAGACAAUCAACAGCUUCUUCCCAAACCGCAGAACCAACGCAUCCAAGCCUCGGUAUCUGAGACAACGGAGCAGGAUGAGGGCGAAUGGCAGACGCAGAGCAGUCAGAAGAAGCGCAAUCAGGGCGGACAGGGUGGACAACAGCGUGGACAGGGAGACGAUCUACAGCUUCCUCCCAAACCGCAAUACCAACGCACUUGUGGCCAGGGUCCCUGUGGUCAGGGACGCGGCACGCCAGUGUCGACUCAGAGCUCGAAAUCUCUGGUUCGCGGCACGCCAGCGUUGCCUGUCGCAGGAGGCGCCAUAAGACGUGGAACCUUGGGGAAGCCUGGUCAAGUGGCAGUCAACUAUUUGGAUGUCAACUUGGACAAAAUGCCAGCGGUUGCCUAUCACUAUGAUGUGAAGAUCUCACCAGAGCGCCCCAAGAAGUUCUAUCGCCACGCGUUUGAGGUGUACAGAAAGAAGCAUAUGGGCGGUGUGAUUGCCGCCUACGAUGGCCGUGCCUCCUGCUACACGGCGGACAAAAUAGUUUGCAAGCCGCAAGAGGAGAAAGUGACUGUGACUGAUAAUCACGGUCGUACGCUGAAUUUCACUCUUCAAGUGAAGGAGACCGAGGAGCUGGUUGUAAAUUUGAGUUCCCUGCGCAGCUAUGUGAAGGAUAAGAUUAACGAGAAGCCCAUGCGCGCCUUGCAGGUGCUGGAGGUUGUGUUGGCCUCUCCCUGCCAUGCCACAGGCGUACGCGCUGGUCGCUCCUUCUUCAAACGAUCCGAUCAGGGCAAGGCCAUUAAUCUGGGCGAUGGCUACGAGGCGCUGGUCGGUCUCUAUCAGUCGGUGGUGCUGGGGGAUCGUCCGUUUGUCAAUGUGGACGUAUGCCACAAGUCAUUUCCAUUCGCCUCCACCGUCGUGGAGUACAUUGAGCGAUAUCACGGGGAAAGAGUGGAAAAUCAUACUAACAUUGAGCUCAAGCGACUGGAUAUCGAAACAUUUCUGAAGGGCAUCAAGAUCGUAUACAAAUCACCGCCAAGCUUCGCCAGACCCCCGACCAUCUUCAUGGUCCUUGGGCUAACCAAGCUGCCGGCCAACAGGCUAUCCUUCGACAAGGAAGGGCAACAGAUGACCGUGGAGAAGUACUUUGCCUCCAGGGAAUACAAUUUGAAAUAUCCCAAUCUGCCCUGUCUGCAUGUGGGCUCGCCCACGGCAAAUAUUUUCUUGCCCAUGGAACUGUGCAGCAUCGAGGAGGGGCAGCUGCUGAAUCGCAAAGAUCAGGAGGCUCAGGUGUCGGCCAUGAUUAAAUAUACAGCCACAUCCACCAAUGAGCGGAGAUCGAAGAUCUUGGAUUUGCUGUCAUUUUUCAAGCACAACUCGAACCCCACCGUGGCACGCUUUGGCAUGCGCUUGCAGAGCGAUUUCAUUACGGUGAACAUGCGCAUCCUUGAUCCCCCAAUGGUGGAAUACAAAGGGAACAGCAUGGUGUCCGUGAAGAAUGGUUCGUGGCGCAUGGAUCGCUUGAAGUUCUAUGCGCCCAAGCCGCGGGAACACAAAUGGGCCAUACUCUAUGGUCCCCGAAUGAUGUACAAUGCGGUGGAAGACUUCAAGCAAUGUGUCCUAACACAGAGUGCCAUAGUGAACGUCUGCCUGGACAGGAAGGCUGAGAUACGUUUGUACAAGGAUGAACGUGAUUUUGAUAACUAUUUUCGUGAUUUCAAGCGGCUCCAAUGUGAUUUUGUGUUUGUCAUCAUACCAAACUCUGGCCCCCUAUAUGAUAAUGUGAAGCAAAAGGCCGAACUGCAGCACGGCAUACUGACGCAGUGUAUCAAGCUGUUUACGGUGCAGCGAAAACUGAAUCCUCAGUGCAUUGGCAACAUUCUGCUGAAGGUCAAUGCCAAGCUGAAUGGCAUCAACCACAAGUUGAAGGAUAAUCCACGCACUUUGCUCCCCAAUGUCAUGUUUAUGGGUGCCGAUGUCACCCACCCAUCGCCCGAUCAGCGUGACAUACCCAGUGUGGUGGGCGUGACAGCGUCCCAUGAUCAAUUCGGAGCUUCGUACAACAUGCAGUAUCGCCUGCAACGCUCCACCCUGGAGGAUAUCGAGGACAUGGAGUCCAUUACGCUGGAGCACUUGCGUGUCUAUUAUCAGUACAGAAAAUGCUAUCCCGAGCACAUUGUCUACUAUCGCGAUGGUGUCAGCGAUGGACAGUUUCCCAAGAUCAAGGAUGAAGAGUUGAGGGGCAUUAAGGCGGCCUGCUGCAAGAAGCACAUUCGUCCCAAGAUUUGCUGCAUAAUUGCUGUCAAACGUCAUCACACGCGCUUCUUUCCCUCCGGCAAUCCUUCGCAGUUCAACAAAUUCAACAAUGUGGAGCCGGGCACCGUCGUGGACCGCACCAUUGUGCAUCCCAAUGAGAUGCAAUUCUUUCUGGUCAGCCAUCAGGCCAUUCAGGGCACAGCCCGACCAACGCGCUACAGCGUGAUUGAGAAUACGGGCAAGCUGGACAUUGAUGUCAUACAGCAGUUGACAUACAAUCUGUGCCACUUGUUUCCGCGCUGCAAUCGCGCCGUGUCCUAUCCAGCGCCGGUCUAUCUGGCACACUUGGUGGCCGCCCGUGGUCGCGUCUAUCUGACGGGCUCCAGGAAGCUCCUUACACCUAAGGAGGAGUACCAGAAGCGUUUAAUUGUGCCACAAUUUAUGGAUAAGUAUCCAAUGUUUUUUGUUUAAACUUAUGUUUAAGCAAUGCCAGACUUAUCGGCACCCGCUUUGCAUUUCGACUCAACAAAUUAAAUAUGAAAUGUUAAAAUGGCAAAAAAACAUAAAGCAACAAAAAGGAAUAGCAAGGGGAAUAGGAUAAGUUUCUCAGUCAAACUGAUGCUUAAAUUAAUUCCAUAUGUGUGGCGUUGCUAGCUUAAAAUAACAAAUAA
This is a messenger RNA of Drosophila guanche, 3156 nucleotides long. RefSeq names its product protein argonaute-2-like. Gene Ontology annotation, molecular function: RNA binding; protein binding. The record is from RefSeq and is a predicted model, not a curated record. The transcript is spliced from 6 exons. NCBI's taxonomy places the organism in Eukaryota, Metazoa, Arthropoda, Insecta, Diptera, Drosophilidae. Bases 617 to 2956 code for a protein of 779 amino acids.